Molecule: messenger RNA, 667 nt
Organism: Cherax quadricarinatus
Lineage: Eukaryota; Metazoa; Arthropoda; Malacostraca; Decapoda; Parastacidae
Source: RefSeq, a predicted model, not a curated record
AUGGUGAACCGUGUCGAGGUGGCGGCGGAGGUGCAUUGUGCGGCAUCCCCCCGACCAGAGACCAGGAGCAGAGAGUGGUUCCGUCGGCGGGAGAGGGCGUCUGUACUUUUUCAGGCAUUUCCACAAAACCUAAAGGUUGAACCCAUUGUGGUGCAAGAAAAGGAUUAUGGGUCAGAGGUGGGCCUGCUGCGUCGUGCACCAGCCACGUCUUUGCAGCAUCCUCUUGAAGCUUCAGAACGAUCUUAUCACAAGCGCCAGGAGCAACUGAGGCUGACUUCUGCUAAUAAAGUUUUUGGAAUUGGAUUUGCAUUGCACCUUCGGCACGAAAGAUCUGCUGCUGCAUGUCCCGAGAUUGGCCAUUUAGGCUUCCUGCCGAAGUCUGAUGCUCACUUUCAGGCAUUAACAGGUCGAGAUUUGGACUUGGAUUUCACCGAUACACUUGGCCUUGAACCAGAGGUUUCAUGUAAUCCUCAUUUAUAUAUGGAAAAGAUGCAGCAGUGUUCCCGAUUUGGCAUAUAGAAACAAUUUAUUAGAUGAGUGAAGAAUAAGUAAAUUCUUUAAUAUGCUGUUUCUAAAGUUUUUGGAUAACUAGGAAUUUUCUCUGAUGUAUACAGAGUACAUAUAACAUUUAUUUGUAAGGUUUCUUGUAUAAAACUAAAUGAGAAAA